CAGCAGCCACAAAUCUUCCAUCCUUGUUAUUCAGGAAGCCGAGCAUCCAGUCGAGUUCAGCACGAGCAAACUGCUUUAUUCCUUGAGGUAUCAAGGCUCCGACCAACCAUCUUAUCCUCUUCUUGUUGGAUUGGCACUACUCAGUUGACAAUGAGGGCAGUGAUGCUACAAAACAAUCUGAGGCACUAUAAUCCUACAUUUUCCUGCUGCCGGAAACCUUCCUAUCAAUUUAGACAGAAGCCUCUCAAGGGUUAUGACAUUACUGUGAAUAGAAGAGUAGGAGCAUUAGCAGCAUUAAGUCUGACAAUUGAAGAGGCAGAGAGUGGAAUCAUAGGACAUGCACAAGCUUUACUACAAGUGAAACACCUGAUAGAGUCAGAGUCAUGGGGACAGCUACAAACAGCUGUGCGGAAGGGCUCGCCAUUGUUGAAGCAGGACAUUUAUACCAUUAUUCAACAGAAACCUGGAAAUGAGAGGCCCCUAUUGAGGAAACUUUAUUCCAAUCUCUUCAACUAUGUUACGAGACUUGAUUAUGCAGCAAGGGACAGAGAUGCAUCACGUAUUAGGGAAUGCUAUGAGAACAUGGUGCUGGUUCUUAAUGAAGUUAUAUCUAGACUAUAGGUAUCAAGCAAUUGUUUUAUUCCUUUGUUUUUCCCCUUUACUGUGAGUUUUUUCCCCUUUACUGCGAUAUUUAGGCAUCAAAAGAUGGCAUGUAUGUUAUAUAGCAUGUUGCAGGGUCGUCCAAUGGCCCUUCUGUUA
This is a messenger RNA of Argentina anserina (silverweed cinquefoil), 759 nucleotides long. Its product is annotated as psbQ-like protein 3, chloroplastic. Gene Ontology annotation, biological process: photosynthetic electron transport chain; photosynthesis. The coding region runs from base 151 to 621 and encodes 156 amino acids. Gene Ontology annotation, molecular function: calcium ion binding. The record is from RefSeq and is a predicted model, not a curated record. Lineage: Eukaryota; Viridiplantae; Streptophyta; Magnoliopsida; Rosales; Rosaceae. Gene Ontology annotation, cellular component: extrinsic component of membrane; photosystem II; photosystem II oxygen evolving complex. The transcript is spliced from 4 exons.